AUGGCGGCGGCAGCGGCGGCGGCGGGUCGUCUAGGCUGGUUGCUCGCCGCGCUGUGCCUGGGCAACGCCGCCGGGGAGGCGGCGUCGGGCCCGCGAGUGUUGGGCGUCUGUCUGGAGGAGGACGGAGCUGCGGACGCGGGGUGGGAGCGCGGAGGAGAGGUGCGGGCCGCACCGGAGGCCACCUUCCGCCUGCGCCUCUUCGGCUCCGGUUUGGCCAACAGCUCCUGGUCCUGGGUGGCCCCCGAGGGGGCGGGCUGCCCCGAGGGCGGGCCGGCCGCGGCGCCCGAGGAGGCGGCGGCCCCCACGGGCGAGUGGCGCGCACUCGCGCUGCUGCGCCUGCGCGCCGAGGCCGUGCGCCCGCAUUCGGCGCUACUCGCCUUGCGCGUGGAGCCAGGCGGCUCGGCAGCCGAGGAGGCGGCGCCGCCCUGGGCGCUGGGCCUGGGGGCGGCGGGGCUGCUGGCGCUGGCGGCGCUGGCGCGGGGCCUUCAGCUAAGCGCGCUGGCGCUGGCGCCCGCCGAGGUGCAGGUGCUGCGCGAGAGCGGCUCGGAGGCCGAGCGCGCCGCGGCGCGGCGCCUAGAGCCCGCGCGGCGCUGGGCCGGCUGCGCCCUGGGCGCGCUGUUGCUACUGGCCAGCCUGGCGCAGGCGGCGCUGGCGGUGCUGCUGUACCGCGCGGCCGGCCAGCGCGCCGUGCCCGCCGUGCUGGGCAGCGCGGGGCUCGUGUUCCUGGUGGGCGAGGUGGUACCGGCUGCCGUGAGCGGGCGCUGGGCGUUGGCGCUGGCGCCGCGCGCGCUGCUCCUCAGCCGCCUGGCCGUGCUGCUGACCCUGCCGGUGGCGCUGCCCGUGGGCCAGUUGCUGGAGCUGGCGGCGCGGCCCGGGCGGCUGCGCGAGCGUGUGCUGGAGCUGGCCCGCGGCGGCGGCGACCCCUACAGCGAUCUCAGCAAGGGCGUGCUGCGCUGCCGGACCGUGGAGGACGUGCUCACGCCGCUCGAGGACUGCUUCAUGCUGGACGCCAGCGCCGUGCUGGACUUCGGCGUCCUGGCCAGCAUCAUGCAGAGCGGCCACACGCGCAUCCCAGUGUACGAGGAGGAGCGCUCCAACAUCGUGGACAUGCUCUACCUCAAGGACUUGGCCUUCGUGGAUCCCGAAGACUGCACGCCGCUCAGCACCAUCACCCGCUUCUACAACCAUCCGCUCCACUUUGUCUUCAACGACACCAAGCUGGACGCUGUUCUGGAGGAGUUCAAACGAGGGAAGUCCCACCUGGCCAUCGUGCAGAAGGUGAACAACGAGGGUGAAGGUGACCCCUUCUACGAGGUACUGGGCCUGGUCACCCUGGAGGACGUCAUUGAGGAGAUCAUCAAGUCGGAGAUCCUGGACGAGUCUGAGGACUACCGAGAUGCCGCCGUGCGGAAGAAGCCUGCUCCUCUGAGUGCCCCUCUCAGGCCGAAAGAGGAAUUCUCCCUGUUCAAGGUGUCUGACGAUGAACAUAAAGUGAAAAUCUCGCCUCAGCUGCUCUUGGCCACCCAGCGCUUCCUGUCCCGAGAGGUGGAUGUAUUCAGCCCCCUGCGAAUCUCCGAGAAGGUCCUGCUGCACCUGCUGAAGCAUCCCAGCGUCAACCAGGAAGUGAGGUUUGACGAGAGCAACCGUCUGGCUGCACACCAUUACCUGUACCAGCGCAGCCAGCCGGUGGACUAUUUCAUUCUCAUCCUGCAGGGCAGGGUUGAGGUGGAGAUCGGGAAAGAGGGCCUGAAGUUCGAGAAUGGGGCCUUCACCUACUAUGGAGUGUCUGCCCUGACAGCACCAUCCUCAGUUCACCAGUCCCCAGUGUCCUCGCUCCAGUCCAUCCGCCAUGACCUGCAGCCCGAGCCAGCCGAUGGUGCCCGCUUGUGUGCGUACUGUCCUGACUACACCGUGAGGGCCCUCUCCGACCUGCAGCUCAUUAAGGUCACGCGGCUGCAGUACCUCAACGCGCUCCUGGCCACUCGAGCUCAGAACCUGCCCCAGUCCCCGGAGAACGCAGACCUCCAGGUCAUCCCAGGCAGCCAGACCAGGCUCCUCGGUGACAAGACAGCCACAGCGGCAGGGCCCAACCACAGCAGACCCGGCCUCCCAGCGGAGGAGAGCCCUGGGCGGAACCCAGGGGUUUAA
This is a messenger RNA of Odobenus rosmarus divergens (Pacific walrus), 2148 nucleotides long. It is a transcript of the gene CNNM3, whose product is annotated as cyclin M3. Gene Ontology annotation, biological process: transport; magnesium ion homeostasis. Gene Ontology annotation, cellular component: plasma membrane. Bases 1 to 2148 code for a protein of 715 amino acids. The record is from RefSeq and is a predicted model, not a curated record. NCBI's taxonomy places the organism in Eukaryota, Metazoa, Chordata, Mammalia, Carnivora, Odobenidae. The transcript has 9 exons. Gene Ontology annotation, molecular function: transmembrane transporter activity.